UUUGAAUCCAAUUCUCGCAGAAGGGCCGUAAGGAAAACCUUCUUUCUUCUACUUCUACUUUGACUUCCCACUUCCAUCUUCUUCUCUAUUCCCGCCCAGACGAACACACUCACUCAUUCACUUACAUGACCCUUGUUCACACGCCAGCAGCCUCAACCCAAUAAGCGAUAAUACCUGCGAAACUCUUACUGCAUCAUCAUAAUACGUGCAAUACUUGCUGAUUUCGGAACCCCCGCCAUCGCCAUCCGCCUAUCCAUUUCUCCAGACUCGCGCAGUAUCAAGUCAACAACAAUCGCAAAGUUGCCACAUCUCUAUUUCGACCAUCUCCUGAAAGCCCCGACGACUUCAAUCACCGCAACUGGCUGGAUCUGCCCAUUUUCAACGAGUCGGUCGUAAUUCGGUCUCUGCGCCGAUACUGCCGUGCCCCUCGCUUCCGUUCGCCGUCAACUACCGGCGCCGGCCGCUGUUGCUCAUCGGAUCGCGAAACCCCUCGUUCCGCUCAACCCGCCACUCUCAUCUCAGAAAACGAUAUCAACUACACAGCAAUAGCCGAAAUGGCUUGCGACUACCAAUACGUUAAGGAGCACACGAGGGAGGGUUACGUUUUUCCCUCGCACCGCUUCCAACGAUCAUGUCCUCCAGACAAAACUCCGCUAUGUCUCGUUGCUUGCGGCUCUUUCAGCCCAAUCACCUAUCUCCACCUUCGAAUGUUUCCCAUGGCUCGAGACCAUGCUCACAAUGAGAAUUUCGAAGUUGUUGCAGGUUUUUUGAGUCCUGUCAGCGAUGCCUACAAAAAGAAGGGCCUAGCUCCUGCUCAUCACAGGAUUGAGAUGUGUAGGCUUGCGACCGAAAACAGCUCUAAGUGGCUAAUGGUCGACCCAUGGGAAGCUGAGAGCCCGACUUACAUCCCAACGGCCAAAGUGCUUGAUCACUUUGACUAUGAGAUCAAUGAGGUCAUGGGCGGUGUUGAAUGCACUGACGGAAGUCGAAAGCGCUGCCGCAUUGUGCUUCUUGCUGGCCUCGAUCUCAUCCAGACCAUGUCGACUCCUGGUGUGUGGGACGAGCGUGACCUUGACCACAUCCUGGGCAACUAUGGCGUUUUUGCUUUGGAGCGUACAGGAACUGAAAUUGAUUCAACCCUGGCAAACCUGAAGCAAUGGGAGAAGAAUAUUCACAUAAUUCGUCAGGUCGUUACCAAUGACAUCAGUAGCACCAAAAUUCGCCUAUUGCUCAAACGCAACAUGUCGAUUGACUACUUGAUUCCUGAUCUUGUAGUCAGCUACAUUUUCGAAAAUAAUCUUUAUCGGGAUCUCGAUAUGCCUGACUCGAAGGGCAAAGAGAACGCCAUUACGAAUGGGCCCGAUGCCGGCACCAGCACUGGUUGAUUGUUUCUGUCCCGGCGGUAAACGACAGAACCAGUACCCACACAGACAUCGAUCCCGAUACAGCUGCCGAGCUUUGAGCACGGUAGCCGAAUCAUCGAGAGCUCACGACAUAAAGACCAGAGCCCAGGCUGUGAGCGAGAGCAGCUUGUGAUCUUAUGUUUGAGUCGUUGCGAUUUUCAGGGUCUAAGGACCAAUGUUAGUCAUCGCAAUGAACCAUAAUGGUUGAGUUGUCCUAAAGGCAUCGAGUGUGGAAUUCAGAAGGCGUAGUGAUGAGGAGGUGGACUUUUCACUUUCCUUAAUGACAGGACGUCGCUCUUGACGCAACCUGCUUUGUAUCAGCGGUUGGAUAAAGCGCACUUUUGAGCGGAGAUAUUUCCAUCAAUUGAGGCAUACAAAGACGGGGCAUCCCGCUAUCUUGGGCCCAAUUUGUUACUAUCCAUGCUUAGCAACUCGCCGGCUUCGUCGGAGGUCUCCGACUGUUGAUAUGCACGUGUCCUCGAAAUUGAGGACGAAUUGUAGGUCUUUAAUUGGAGUUACCUCGGCCCGCUUCGAUAGUCUUUGUUGCCUUGGUUUUAAAAAAAGAGCCUUAAGUUUAAGCUUGUUGGCAAGCCAUGAUUUUAUAGAGAACCAGUUGGGUAACCAACAUAUGGAGUUUUUGCUAGAUAUAUACCCGUUCACAUCACUGGGACCAAUGACACAAUUUAUUGUUUUCUAAUGGCUGUGCCCUGAAACCUGAAUGAUUCCUGAAUGAUUUCGAUUGGACGAAUGAUAA
Molecule: messenger RNA, 2157 nt
Organism: Fusarium verticillioides 7600
Lineage: Eukaryota; Fungi; Ascomycota; Sordariomycetes; Hypocreales; Nectriaceae
Product: nicotinate (nicotinamide) nucleotide adenylyltransferase
Exons: 5
Coding region: 555-1385 (276 amino acids)
Biological process (GO): NAD+ biosynthetic process
Molecular function (GO): nicotinate-nucleotide adenylyltransferase activity; nicotinamide-nucleotide adenylyltransferase activity
Source: RefSeq, a predicted model, not a curated record